AAAAAGAAUGGAUUCAUCAAAGAAGUCUAAUAAAAUUACUGACAUUGUUAGACUUCAACAAAUCCUCAAGAAGUGGAAAAAACUUGCAAAUGCACCCAAAAACAUCAACAAAACUUCAACCAUUUCUUCCAUUACUUCUUCUAAUUCAUCAAAUACUACCAAUAAAAGCAUCAAGUUUCUAAAGAAAACCCUCUCUUUUUCUGAUGUUUCAACUGCAGGAGCAUCCAACGACGUCGUCCCGAAAGGGUUUUUAGCGGUUUGCGUGGGGAAAGAGUUGAAGAGAUUCAUCAUUCCCACAGAGUAUUUGAGUCAUCAGGCAUUUGGGAUAUUACUGAGAGAAGCUGAAGAGGAGUUCGGGUUUCAACAAGAGGGAGUGCUGAAGAUUCCAUGUGAAGUCUGUGCUUUUGAGAAGAUCUUGAAGGUGGUUGAAGAGAAAAGAGAUGUGCUUUAUUUACAUGAAUUAGGGUUUUAUAUAGAGAAAGAUAUGAUUGGUUGUUGCUCUUCAGAUUGUGAGUUAACACCUUCUCAUCAUCCUCAAAUAUGUAGAUGAAUUAAUGGUUAAAUAAUUAAUCUUGAAGAUGUGUUUAAUUUCUUCAAGAACCAACUCUUCUUUUUUCUUUGUUGGGUUUUUUGCUUUUAUUUUACUUUUUUGUGAAAGGAAAUUUAGAUAGAUAUAUGAGUGAGAAUUUAGAAGGAGAAAGUAGAGUUGAAUAAGGUAGAGUGUUUAUGUCCAUUGAGAAAAUAUUCACCAGCUGGAUUAAUUUCUAUUAUCAUCCAGGUGAACUUCAUGUAUCUACCAUUACUUUUGUGCAAAGGAAAUUGAGUUAAUUUUCUUUU
This is a messenger RNA of Pistacia vera, 837 nucleotides long. Its product is annotated as auxin-responsive protein SAUR50-like. NCBI's taxonomy places the organism in Eukaryota, Viridiplantae, Streptophyta, Magnoliopsida, Sapindales, Anacardiaceae. Bases 8 to 550 code for a protein of 180 amino acids. The transcript has a single exon. Gene Ontology annotation, biological process: response to auxin. The record is from RefSeq and is a predicted model, not a curated record.